Molecule: messenger RNA, 141 nt
Organism: Peronospora matthiolae
Lineage: Eukaryota; Oomycota; Peronosporomycetes; Peronosporales; Peronosporaceae
Source: the annotation of a GenBank genome assembly
AUGUCUCUCCAGCUGGACCCCAGCGAAGCUUCAAAGUCACUAACAAGCGCGCGAAUCAUGAGUCCGGACGCAUACUUGGCCCAGCCGUACCGCAAGCGCAUGUCCGUGCUGCAUUGGAUGCUGCCAGUGCUAGCCAUGUAG